AUGAGCUAUAAUCAUUCCUAUACGAAAUGGGCUACGUUUGACGUCGAGAAGGAGCUCAAGCGUGUGGAUGAGGUGGAAGAGCGUGAGAUACAACAGAAACAGCAACAAAAGCAGAUUCAAGUCAAGGAAAGUAUUGAACGCUCCGUGGCACAUGCGGCAGAGCAAUCAGCUGCUAUCUUUGCAGCUCAAGCUGCAGUAGCAGCUCUAAAGGCAAAGAAUACCAAGACACGCAAGGGAAAAGCAGUGAAUCAGGAGAUUGUAGCGAUAGUAGACGACGUGGAGAUUGAAAAGGCGGCGACAUUACAGACGCGGGCGAAUGUUUUUGCCUUGAAACACGAACUAUUGCAACGGAUUCUGGAAAAUCGUCGACUUGGAGACAGCAUUGUGACUCAAGAGCAAACGAAUUGGCACGAGGCAAAGCGAUUGUAUCAAAAUGCAUUAGAUGCUACAAAAAAGCUUGAAGAAGUAGUACCAGUACUGCUACAAAUGGAGGAAGAGCAAGAUCAAUUACUUGGAGCUACGACAGCGUUACAGGAAAUCAAGUGUCCUGUGUCUGGACAGAAGAGAGGGUUUAAGUGUCGUAACAAGGGCCAUGAAAGUGGGAGUCGUGAUGACAAACAAGCGUGCAAAAAGUCAGAGGAGAUACUGCCCAAAGCUAAUGACCUCGUGGCUAUUAUUACAAUGUUUUACAAGGACAUCUACGUAGGAAUUGGGACGUGUGAUUUCAAAGAAGAAAGAUUUGCCGAGGCUACUGAAGCAUUCAAGGAGGUACUCCUAAGAGAUGAUGGGCAUUUGACAUCAUGGCUCAAGCGAGGUGAAGCAUUUGAAAAAAUGGAUGCUCCAUUGCUAGCUAUGUUGCAUUAUAAUAGGAUUACAAACUUGGAUGCAAAACAUGAAAUGGGAAGCAAGGCUUUGGCACGAGUCAAGACUAAACUACUUGUUGAAGGUGAAGCUCCUAACGGAGACAAUAACAAGUUUAAGAGUGCGAUAUCUGCAUGCACGGAAGGAAGGACAUUGAAGGAGGUGCUUGAACGAGUUCAGUUGGUGUUUCAAGAGGCCUGUGUGUUAGCUGUCGAGAGCUUCUUCUACUACUCGACGACACGAUUUCAAGUUGUGUUAGGAUGUCUGGAAGCAUUGCGAACACGGCCAGAGGUUACGAACAAGGACGUUGUUUUGCCUGCUCUUCGAGACCUUGAGAUAUCAUGCCACUUGAAUAUCGCGAGCGGUUGUCUCGAAAUGCAGCGGAACUACGCGAUGGGGAUAACCCAUUGUCAGCAAGUUUUUCUGUUGGACAGCAACUCUGUGAUUGCGUACUUUCGCAUGGGUCAGCUGUACCACGCGCUGCACAACUACAAAAAGGCUCUCGAAUGUUACGAAAUGGCAAAAGUUGUGCUUCCUGUUACUGUCUCCGGGGUGACUGAAGGAAGACACGAGAAAAUGCUCAGUACGAUUGUGAAAGCGACGGACAAAUGCGAGUUUGACCGCAAUCAAUACGAUAUCGAUUAUCUCCAGUCUCUUGCAGCUAAAAAGUCUGUUGAUCAAUAG
Peronospora belbahrii is the source of this 1545-nucleotide messenger RNA. The record is from the annotation of a GenBank genome assembly. Lineage: Eukaryota; Oomycota; Peronosporomycetes; Peronosporales; Peronosporaceae.